This is a messenger RNA of Darwinula stevensoni, 3504 nucleotides long. NCBI's taxonomy places the organism in Eukaryota, Metazoa, Arthropoda, Ostracoda, Podocopida, Darwinulidae. The record is from the annotation of a GenBank genome assembly.
AUGAGGCCCCUUGAGGGUCCGGCGACUGCUUUCUUCCUUGCUUGUGAAGAUUCAUCUAACGAGAGUGGGGAGGAGGAGCUAGGAGCAGCAUCCAACGACGGAGACGUUGGAGGGCGACCUGAAAGUCCAUCCAUGGUUACAGGAAGUCUAGACGACAUUGAGGACGAUGACACUUGGGGUCCUCUCAGUGUUGAUGGUAAUUAUAUAUCUGAGGAAGAAAUGGUCUGUCCUGAGAGACUACAUCGUCGGGUUGUUGGAGGCCAUGAAUAUGAACGGAAAUUGGCUGUUCAGUAUUUGCUGGGAGCUCUUCGCCGGACCGUGGAGAGACCGGAUGCCGCUUUCGCAAUCAACGCCUUCGUGGAAAUCUUCGAUGUUCUCUUCAACGAUCCAGUGGUCCUAGUACGGCACGAGUUCUUGCAACAAGUGCCUCAUCUUGCCAUGCUGUGUCACCAGAACAAGGAAAUCUUGGGCUUCCUGAUGAAAGAUCACUUGCUACCUCAUACAGUGCAAGCCAUCAUGGAUCCUGUUCUUCAGGUCAGGAAAACUGCUUCAGCUGCCUUGGUGGUCGUGGUUGAGCAAGGCUUAAUAGAAUCUGAUGACUUUACAACAAUAUUGGCUCCUGACUUAUGUGAACUGACUAAGGCUGGGAAGUCUGAAGAAGGAAGAAUUGAGGUUGUUUCAUACCAUAUCACAGCCACCUUUGAUGAGUUCACUGAAUGCAUAUCACCAGAAAAGCAGUGUGACAUGUCAGACCAGUCAAUUCGGCUGUGGUAUGCUGCAGUGGAGAGCCAGAUCACAGCCGUAAUCGACGAGUUUGAUGGUCACUCCAUCUCCAUGCGACAUGCCACCUCCUGGGAAUUCAGGGCAGCAAGUGGAGAGUGUGUGGUUCUUUUCUUUGCUCACAAAGUGGCUGUUGCCAGCUUUGAUGAGCGAAGAGAUGAUGUCAACCCUUGUUACACUGGAUAUCAUCAUGAGCCUAAGGAUUUAAUGGUGAAGAUGUCCCCUUUAGUGGGAGAGGAAAUGACAGAUUGGAUCUUCCUGAACACAUUUUGUAUGCUGUGUGAAGAUAGUUCACUGCAAAUGAGGAUAACUUGUGCUUCCCAUUUUCCUGACAUGUCCCAUGUUCUGGGGCCAAGAAGUACUGAAAUUCACUUGUUGUCAAAAUUCAUCCGUUUAUGUGAGGACCAGGAGUGGCCAGUGAGGAAGGCUUGUGCUGGAGUCUUCACAUCUUUUGCAGCCAAUUGUAGAUUGGAAACAAAGAAGAACUCCCUUACUCCAAUUUUUGUAUCACUCUUGAAAGAUCCCGAGUCUCGUUGUGUGAGAGCUGCAGCCUUUCAAAAUCUGGGAGGCUUCAUUUCAUCCUUCUCAAGCCCUCUGGCAUCAGGCUUCAUCCUAGUUGAUGGAAAAUUGCACCCUUUGGGUAGACUGCAUUCAUUUGAAAAUUACUCACAAGAACAGGAAGUUUCUGGAAGAGAGUUAGAAGACCAUCAUCAUCAUCAUAGUGGGAGUGACAGUGGUAAUGUGGAGGGUGAGGGAGGAAACAAGGAGGAUUCUGAUGUCACUGGCAAUUCCCCUGAUGAAGGUUUCCAUGAGUCAGAGAAUGGAUCCCUUGAAGACCCAGACCUAGAAAAGGAACAAGGUCCAUCAACAGAUACAGUGAUAGCAGGUGUGGAUGCAUUCCAAGAAGAGUGGAACUCCUUAACAAGUGAAGAAGCUUCUGUACCUAAUGAAGAAGGGACCACUGAACAUUCAACUGAAGGCAAGAAGCCUGAAGAGCCAGUUGUAGUACCUGAUGAGGAAGCUUUCAAUGAUUUUAGCUUUUGGAAAAUGCCAGUUCCUGACGUUGAGCCACCUAAAGAGGAGUUGGAGCUAGUCCAAGACCUUGAUGAUUUCCACAUAUCACAGGAUGCCUUUUGCAGGAUAUCCUUUCACCAGAAUGUGGAUUCUUCAGAGAGUCGUCAAGCACGACUUCCAACCUACUCAGAGAUGGUGAAAAUGGGCAGGUCCCAUGCAACAAAAAGAACAAAUCCUGAGUCUAUCAGUGCAGCAUUUCUGGCUGAGUCUUUUUUUAGGCCAAGCAGUUUGGAGGAGCCUCUGCCCAUUUACAGUAGAGACAUGAAAGAGAGAGAGAACAGAGACGUGAUGAGUUUCCCUGAACGUGGUCAAGCUGUACAUCUUGUGAUGAGCGAUGAGGAAGAGGAUGAUAUGACUAUAACCUCUCUAUUUGAUGCUCCCAUCACUCCAUUACCUCGCAGCAUGGGAUCAGGGAAUUAUGGAAGUAGCAUUUCCCAGUUUCCAUGGGAGGUGCAGAAAAUGGAACCUCAGGACUUAGUGCCUAUGCCUCUUUUGGAGCUCUUUGUUUCCAUGACAGACUCCGAAAAGUGCCACUCGGUUGAUGGAGAUGUUGUCCGUUUCUGUGCCUUUAACUUCCCUGCAGUUGCUAUGGCCUUGGGGAAAAAAUAUUGGGGCUACAUCAGAGAAACAUUUCAUGUCCUUGCUGGGAACAUGCAGUGGAAGGUCCGUCGUCCAUUGGCCUUCUGCAUGCAUCACUUGGCUGUGAUACUGGGUCCCGAGAUUGCUGCUAAUGACCUUGCUCCAGUCUUUGCUUCCUUCAUGUCAGAUGUGGAUGAAGUCAGAAUGGGUAUUCUCUGUCAUUAUGCAGAAUUCUUGAAGGUACUACCAGACUGUGAUCGUGCCCCCUUCCAUUGCCAGCUGCCAGAGUUCCUCAAACCUGAAGAUAGCUUCUCUAAUUGGCGCCUGCGUGUUGAACUUAGCCACCAGUUACCUUUGCUAGCUGCGCUCAAUCCUGCAAAUUCCACAGAGGAUACGCUUCAGCCACCACAUUCCAUUCAUGUGGAAGUGGCUCUCCACCUCCUUUGCGACAGGGUUUUUGAAGUUCAGCAAGCUGCACUUAGCAGUUUAUGUCAGAUCCUGAAACAUCUGAGGGUGACCAGGUUGAAUGACCUAUGCUUGAGAAACUUGAUAAAGAGCAUUACUGGUGUCCUCCUCAACGGGGGGAAGAAGUGGAGAAGACGGCAACAGUUUGCCAAAUUGUGUGAGAGGGUUGUUGCAGACUCAUGUUUACCUCCUGAUGUCAUCAUGCAAGAGCUUAUUCCCCACCUUCUGGAGUUGGUCUGUGAUCGAGUGCCCAACAUUCGUAUGGCAGUUGCCCAGGCCCUGCAAGUGCUCCGACAAAUGAGUUGGUUGGAAGACCAAUGGAAGGUGCUAGAUCCACUGAACUUCUUAUCAAGAGAUCCAGACCAAGAUGUGAGACGAGCUGCAGCCAUUCAGCAGGAGCAUUUGACAUGCUUCUCUAGUCAAGAUGGAAGACCAGUACCCUAUUUCUCUCCCCCCCUCCUCCUCCUACUUGAUUCUUCCUGCAACAUCCAGAUUGCAAAGUACCUUGAAGUGCAACAGAUGUCUUCCAAUGGGUAUCAAGGAAUUCGCUUGCACAUUUAUCAAGUCCUUUGGGUUUGGUUUGACAUUGAGAAGCAGUGGACAUGA